AUGUCUACCCCCCAAGACCUCUCGCCCACCGCCGACGAGCUUAUCGACAACAUGAACCACCUCGGCGUUGCUGGUGGCGAAGAGAGACUCGGACCUGACGGCGAACCCCUCCCUAAGACCGACGAAGAGUAUGGCGAGUCCCAGCUCACCCUCCGCGCUAUCGUCUCCUCCAAGGAAGCUGGUGUCAUUAUUGGCAAGGCCGGUAAGAACGUUGCAGAUCUCCGCGACGAGACCGGAGCCAAGGCUGGUGUGAGCAAGGUUGUCCAAGGUGUCCACGACCGAGUUUUGACUAUCGCUGGAGGAUGCGAGGCCAUAUCCAAGGCCUAUGCUAUUGUUGCUAGGGCUCUAUUGGAGGGUGCACCGCAGAUGGGUAUGGGAGGUGUUGUCUCCACCAGUGGCACUCAUCCAAUCAAACUAUUGAUUUCUCACAACCAGAUGGGUACGAUCAUUGGCCGCCAAGGUCUUAAGAUCAAGCAUAUUCAGGAUGCUUCCGGAGUCCGCAUGGUCGCACAGAAGGAGAUGCUUCCACAAUCGACCGAGCGCAUCGUCGAGAUCCAAGGUACCCCCGAAGGCAUCCAAAAAGCCAUAUGGGAGAUUUGCAAGUGUUUGAUUGAUGAUUGGCAACGAGGAACCGGUACCGUCUUGUACAACCCAGUUGUCCGAACCCAACCUGGUGGAGGACCAGGAAUGGGCCAGGGUGGUGGCGGUAACGGCCGUGACAACUACAACAGCAGCCCACGUGUCAUGCGCACUGGAAACGGAAACGACUUCAGCGAGAACGCUCCCCGAACCUACAACAGUCGCCGUUCCAACUCUGAUGCCGGUCAGCGUGGACCACCUACUCACGAUGAGAACGGAGAGGAAUACCAGACCCAGAACAUCAGCAUUCCGUCUGACAUGGUUGGAUGUAUUAUUGGACGUGCUGGCAGCAAGAUCAGUGAGAUCCGCAAGUCAUCCGGAGCCCGUAUUAGCAUUGCCAAGGCACCUCAUGACGAUACCGGCGAGCGUAUGUUUACCAUCAUGGGGACCACCAAGGCCAACGAGGCCGCUUUGUACCUGCUGUACGAGAACCUCGAGGCUGAGAAGAUGCGCCGAAGCCAGAACAACGCUCAGGAGUAG
Molecule: messenger RNA, 1119 nt
Organism: Drepanopeziza brunnea f. sp. 'multigermtubi' MB_m1
Lineage: Eukaryota; Fungi; Ascomycota; Leotiomycetes; Helotiales; Drepanopezizaceae
Biological process (GO): 3'-UTR-mediated mRNA stabilization
Cellular component (GO): cytoplasm; nucleus
Molecular function (GO): mRNA 3'-UTR AU-rich region binding
Source: RefSeq, a predicted model, not a curated record